This is a messenger RNA of Anopheles stephensi (Asian malaria mosquito), 3588 nucleotides long. Its product is annotated as protein MMS22-like. Gene Ontology annotation, biological process: replication fork processing; double-strand break repair via homologous recombination. NCBI's taxonomy places the organism in Eukaryota, Metazoa, Arthropoda, Insecta, Diptera, Culicidae. The transcript has 3 exons. Gene Ontology annotation, cellular component: nuclear replication fork. Bases 295 to 3522 code for a protein of 1075 amino acids. The record is from RefSeq and is a predicted model, not a curated record.
UACCAGCAAAACAUGGCCAUGAUGUUUUGUUGUGGUUGAUGCCCGAAGCGAUUUUUCCCGCUUUUUUCUGUGUUGUGCUAGAAAUGAAAAUUUUGUUCUAAGAAUUUGCACAUUUUUACAGUCAUUCAACAAUUACAGUAUAAACGACUUGUAUACAGCACUUGCAGCUUAGAAGAUAUUCGGUGGUGUUCCAUGUGUUUUCUAUUCGAUUUCAUGGUCUUUACUUAUUUCCCGUACCGAUAGGAUCGUGCCAAAACAUUCCCAUGUGAAGUGCAUGCAGUGAAGUGAAGUGAAAUGAUGAGCAGCCAAAAUACUGUUUUCGACUGUCGAUCACCAAAUGCAGACCAAUCGUACGGUCUACGAAUCUUUGCCCGGAAUGGAGGAAUAUCGUUUGGCCUUCCUUUUGAGAUGGAUAAAACCACAGACAUAUUCGGCAUCGAAGUACGCCAAUGGUACGACCAGUUGGUGAACUAUUUGUCGCAAAUGGCACGGGAACGCAUUCAAAAGCUGCAACUCUACGAAACUCUCGAAACAGGCAACCACAUUCGUGUGCAACGACGAGAAAUUACAAGGUUCUUACGCCUAGUUUUGGGUAACGCAACAUGUAUGGAAGGACAAGUGAUAAGCGAAAGUAUUUCGAUGGUCCUUGGUGCCUUACCCGAUUUAAUGGAUCCCCUGCUAAAGAACGGAUGGAAUAGUCUUUGUGACAAGGAGAGCUGCGGAUAUCAAAUUUUCCAUGGUGUGCUGGAAUGGCGUUGGCUUCUUAUGUUGAUUCUUAAAGAUGUGAAGGAAUGUACCAUGACUACAAAUGACGAAUUUCUUAUCGAUAUGUUCGAAAAGAGAACAGUUACAACGUUCGGAAAAAUAUAUGGUGAAAUGAUGGCCGAUAUGCUGAAAUUAUCGUAUCAUCUGUUCCAGAUGUAUGGAGUUGAUAAUAUUAUUGUCAAAACUCCGUAUACAUGUUUCUGUACGAAGCUCAUGUGGCUUGGCAUGAUGGUGCUCGCGGAUACAACAAAGAAAGUCGACUUCUGGAUUUGUUUGAACGAUAACAUGCCGGCAACUGCAAAGGGAAGAAGUGAUGGUUAUCUGUUUCAAAUAUGGUUAAUGAAUGCGUUAACCAAAUUCUACGAACAUGGUCCGACGUUGGAAAACGAUAAAGCCAGCGAGACACUGCUAUCUGGUUACACGGCUGCUGAUGAUAUUGCGAAAAAAUUUCUGAAAUCAGACGUGAAGGAGAUACAAGUUAGACAGUUUUUGCUGCUUUUGGACCCGAUAAUUUCUGUGUUAUGGCCGGAACGAUUUGAAACUGUGAUCGCUGUCUGGGAUUAUUUUAGCGUUCGUCUGAACUCAUGCUUCGUUGCGCUUUGCGAUCCCGUGAAAGUUAUGAGUAGCGCUAGUCAUUCUGUAGCUGGAUUCAUAGAACAAGCCACCUUGCUGGUAGCACCGGAAACAAAAGAGAACCAUUUAAACCUGCAAAAGAAUAGCUUCCACCUGUUUCUCAUCAUGUUAAGUAAGAUAAUACGGCAUUGUACGGCACAAGCGCUUAAUAGAAAGGUACAAAUUAUUUUCAAUCGCAUUUACCUCAAACUCGGACCAACAAAAUUUGAAAAUAUGACAGAGCAAGCUAUACACAACCUCGGGUUGUUGUUCCUAACCAUGACCAGUGCUACAAGUUUUGAAAAUGACUAUCCCAGAAUGUCGCAACUAAUUCAGAACAUCCCGUUAAGUGGACCAGCAAACUUUCCAGUAGAUGCUAGAAUCAACCGUAUCCUAGUUGCUACGCAAGUCCACAUGGCACUGUUGGUUUUAUUUACCGGUUCAAGCUUCGAUAAAAGUGCACAUAUUGCUUCAUUUUUGGGAAGCAUUGAUAUACAAUAUAAAAAGUACGGAGAUAGGAUGCAACCGGCACUGAAAAUUAUUGUCGAAGGAAUGGAUUUAAUCUACAAUAAGGCUAUCUUAAAAAAAUCGUUUAACCGUGGCGAAAAACAUUUCAUAAAGCCUUGGAUGCUGAAAUAUCUACGUUACCGAUCAUCUGAGAGAGAGAAGCAGAAGCUUCUCCAAGUUAUAGUCGCAUCACUGAACUGCAACGAUGAAUCGUUGGAUGAUGAGUAUUGCAGCGCAAUAGACCAGUACGUUAUGCCGUUUGUGAAGGAAAAGUUUACAAAUAAGGCCUCUCCUCCAUGCAUUGCUCAAAUAGCUGCCCGUUUGACAAUACUUAAAUCAGCCAGUGACACCAGUACGGUCGUUCAUAUGCCUUCGUUUUUUACUACCUAUAUCAAUUGUCCAACCGCUUGCCCGGAGCUGGUGCUAGUUUACUUGAAAGAGUUAAUACAAAGUUCAAAAAUGUUGUCCAUAAUAGGAGAUAAAGUAAUCAUUCAACAAUGGUUGAAACUGGGAUUCUAUUUUGACCGCGAAAGCAUGUUAGAACUCACCCGCGUUGUUUAUGGCUUAAAGGAAUUUAAAGCUAUAUGCGACAUUCCAAAAUAUGACAUGUUCGAAAGCAAAGAAAACCUAAUUAAACUAUUUUUCGUCUUUGUUGCCAAACGCUAUAAGGAAUCGGAUACUGCUACACAGCUGGAAAUGAAAAGCAAACUGCAUGGCAUAUUCCAGAAUUUUGACGGAUGGAUAUCUAAUCCUGAAGGUAUUAUUAGAAGGCGCAUACUAGCUGGACUUGUUUCAGCAUUGAAGGAAUGCCCGGAAGUGUUUUAUAUAGAGUCGGAUUACAGCUGUUUGUACAACAUAGCAUUCAAUCAUUUUUUUCUGCCAGUGUCUAUGCUUGUUUAUAGUAAAAUAGAGCAAGACUGCAUAGAGGCUAUUGCAAGCAUUUGGCACGACGUUAUGGCUAUAAUUGGUAAAAUGGAUUACAGAGGUGACGUAGCAAUACAAGAUACUACCUACAACAUGAUAGACAAAUGGAUACCGUAUUUUGCCAAGCUCACAAAUCCCAAUGAUGCAGUAAAACCAAUGCUUCUAUUUUUUUGCAGCCGCAACGAAGAAUUAUUGCUUUACACGAUGCCUCGUUUUGUAAAGAUGUUUGUAGAUCUAGAACGAUGUCUUCCAAAACCAAACGCACUACCAGUUAUGCAAAUGUUGAAAAGACUUAUCAAAACGCUCGUCCAUCGUAAGAAUUAUGAAACAAUAGCACUUUUCAUUCGUUUAAUGGGGACAUCAAUAACACAACACGCUUAUAUGUGUAACGAAUUGUAUUCUACUAGAAGCAUCGCUUUGGAAAUAGUAUUUGAGUUGAUAGACAGCACAGAAGGACCGUCAGAUUUGGUGAAACAAGCAAUGGGAAACGUUUUUCUUUCAUUCACUCUCAAGUGCUUCCCGUUUUCUGAUAAAUGUUACAUUAACUUCGCGUGUCGUCUUUUUGAUUAUAAUCCCAAUUUUAUUCGUUCCAUGAUUGAUUUAAUUCGCUGUGACGUUGGUGAAGUAGAAAUAUCAUGUGGUCAGCAAAACGAUAAUAUUCUGCAGAAGGCAUUGGAGCGUUUAGAGCAUGCAUUCAAAGAGAAUAAUACCUAAACAAUAUUGUUAACCGACAGAGUUGUACACAUUGUUAAAUAAAGGAAAGAAUAACGAAAAAAAUAA